AUGAAGUUGCAAAGGCAGCAAUUGAAAGGUCUUUUUAUGAUUCUAUUUAAACAUUUUCUCUUAAUCUUGGAUGAAGUAUCACAUAAUCAAGUACCACCUACCUCUUCAUCAAAUGCCUCAACUCAAACAG
Molecule: messenger RNA, 130 nt
Organism: Ambispora leptoticha
Lineage: Eukaryota; Fungi; Glomeromycota; Glomeromycetes; Archaeosporales; Ambisporaceae
Source: the annotation of a GenBank genome assembly